Drosophila serrata is the source of this 3015-nucleotide messenger RNA. RefSeq names its product ionotropic receptor 25a (gene Ir25a). Gene Ontology annotation, cellular component: membrane. Gene Ontology annotation, biological process: monoatomic ion transport. The record is from RefSeq and is a predicted model, not a curated record. Gene Ontology annotation, molecular function: ligand-gated monoatomic ion channel activity; signaling receptor activity. Lineage: Eukaryota; Metazoa; Arthropoda; Insecta; Diptera; Drosophilidae.
UAUUGCUCGGUCUGUGCGGUCAAUUUGGUGAAAAGUCCUUAAGAUCAAGAAGGAAAUAGGAAUUUCCUUAUGUGUUAGAUGAAAUGAUUUAUAUUAAACCAAGGCAAAGGUGGCUCCUGGUACUGAUGUGCCUGUUGAGCGGUUGGAAUAAGGAGAUCGCUGCUCAAACAACCCAGAAUAUUAAUGUUUUGUUUAUCAAUGAGGUGGAUAACGAACCGGCGGCCAAGGCGGUGAAUGUGGUGCUCACCUACUUGAAGAAGAACAUCCAACUGGGUCUCUCCGUGCAACUGGACACCAUUGAGGCAAACAAAACCGAUGCCAAGGUGCUGUUGGAAGCAAUUUGCAAUAAGUAUGCCUCUAGCAUUGAGAAGAAACAAACGCCUCACUUGAUCCUGGACACCACCAAGUCGGGCGUGGCCUCGGAAACGGUCAAGAGUUUCACCCAGGCUCUGGGCUUGCCCACCAUUAGUGCCUCCUAUGGUCAGGAGGGUGACCUUAGGCAGUGGCGUGAUUUGGAUGAGAUAAAGCAAAAAUAUCUGCUGCAGGUGAUGCCACCAGCAGACAUAAUACCCGAGGUUAUCCGGAGUAUAGUGAGGCGUCUCAACAUCACCAAUGCUGCUAUCCUGUACGACGACACCUUUGUGAUGGAUCACAAGUACAAAUCCUUGCUGCAGAAUAUCCAAACCCGUCAUGUCAUCACUGCCAUUGCCAAGGAUGGCAAACGAGAGCGCGAGGAACAGAUCGAAAAGCUGCGUAACCUCGAUAUUAAUAACUUCUUUAUUCUGGGAAAUCUGCAGUCCAUAAGCAUGGUCCUGGAGUCCGUUAAGGCGGCAUAUUUUGAGCGUAACUUUGCCUGGCAUGCCAUUACCCAGAGUGAGGGCGAGGUGAGCAGUCAGCGUGAUAAUGCCACCAUUAUGUUCCUGAAACCCAUGGCGUAUACGCAAUUUCGAGAUCGUUUGGGUCUGCUGCGUACAACUUACAACCUGAACGAGGAACCGCAAAUAGCAUCGGCUUUUUACUUUGAUUUGGCUUUGAGAAGCUUCCUUACCAUCAAAGAAAUGCUUCAAUCGGGCGCCUGGCCCAAGGACAUGGAGUAUCUGAACUGUGACGACUUCCAAGGCGGAAAUACACCCCAACGCAACCUGGAUUUGCGGGAGUACUUCACCAAGGUUACCGAGCCGACAUCAUAUGGAAUGUUCGACCUGGUCACGCAACCCAAACAGCUUUUCAAUGGCUACAGCUAUAUGAAAUUUGAAAUGGAUAUAAAUGUGCUCCAGAUACGGGGCGGUAGUUCGGUGAAUAGCAAAUCGAUUGGCACCUGGACAGCAGGUCUAGACUCACCCAUCGUCGUCAAGGACGAGGAGCAGAUGAAGAAUCUAACCGCUGAUACGGUAUAUCGUAUCUUCACAGUUGUGCAAGCUCCCUUUAUCAUGCGCGAUGAGACGUCGCCAAAGGGCUACAAAGGCUACUGCAUUGAUCUGAUCAAUGAGAUUGCCGCCAUUGUUCAUUUCGAUUACACCAUCCAGGAGGUGGAGGAUGGCAAAUUUGGCAACAUGGACGAGAAGGGAGAAUGGAAUGGGAUUGUCAAGAAGUUGAUUGAUAAACAGGCGGAUAUCGGUCUGGGCAGUAUGUCUGUGAUGGCAGAACGUGAGAUUGUCAUUGACUUUACUGUGCCCUACUACGAUCUGGUGGGGAUUACCAUCAUGAUGCAGAGACCCAGCUCACCCAGUUCGCUGUUCAAGUUCCUCACUGUCCUGGAGACCAAUGUGUGGCUCUGCAUCCUGGCUGCUUACUUCUUUACCAGCUUUCUCAUGUGGGUCUUUGAUCGCUGGAGUCCUUAUAGUUAUCAGAAUAACAGGGAGAAGUACAAGGAUGAUGAGGAGAAGCGAGAGUUUAAUCUCAAGGAAUGCCUCUGGUUCUGCAUGACUUCGUUGACGCCGCAAGGUGGCGGUGAGGCUCCCAAAAAUCUUUCAGGACGUCUUGUGGCCGCCACUUGGUGGUUGUUUGGUUUCAUCAUCAUUGCCUCGUACACCGCCAACUUGGCUGCCUUCUUGACCGUCUCCCGUUUGGAUACGCCCGUGGAGAGCCUGGAUGACCUGGCCAAGCAAUACAAAAUCUUAUAUGCUCCACUCAAUGGCUCCUCGGCCAUGACAUAUUUCGAGCGUAUGGCCAAUAUUGAGCAAAUGUUCUAUGAGAUUUGGAAAGAUCUUUCCCUAAAUGAUUCCCUUACCCCGUUGGAGCGUUCCAAGUUGGCUGUUUGGGAUUAUCCUGUUAGCGACAAGUACACCAAGAUGUGGCAGGCCAUGCAGGAGGCGGGACUACCAGCAACUCUGGAUGAGGCGGUGGCCAGAGUUAGAAACUCUACAGCGGCCACUGGAUUCGCUUUUCUGGGCGAUGCCACCGAUAUCCGCUAUCUGCAGCUGACCAACUGUGAUCUGCAGGUGGUGGGUGAGGAAUUCUCCCGGAAACCCUAUGCCAUCGCCGUUCAGCAGGGCUCACAUCUCAAGGAUCAGUUCAAUAAUGCAAUCCUCACGCUUUUGAACAAACGACAAUUGGAGAAGCUCAAGGAGAAGUGGUGGAAGAAUGAUGAGGCCCAGGCCAAGUGUGAGAAGCCAGAGGAUCAAUCGGAUGGCAUAUCCAUUCAGAAUAUUGGUGGCGUCUUCAUUGUCAUCUUCGUGGGUAUUGGCAUGGCCUGCAUCACACUGGUGUUCGAGUACUGGUGGUACAGAUACCGCAAGAAUCCACGGAUCAUCGAUGUGGCCGAGGUCAACGGCGAUCAUUCGAAUGUCAAGGAUCAACCGGGCAAGCUGGUCGAUGGCGUUAUCCUUGGCAACUCGGGCGAGCGUUUUGAGAAAUCAAAUGCUGCACUGCGUCCGCGCUUUAACCAAUAUCCGGCCACCUUUAAGCCGCGUUUCUAGAAGAAAAAAGAACUCUCAUCGAGUUAAAAAAUAAAUAGUAAUCUAUAAGUGUAGAGCACUGGGAUGUCUACGUCUAGAAAAUAAGCAAUUUUGAACA